Messenger RNA from Propithecus coquereli (Coquerel's sifaka), 1062 nucleotides. RefSeq names its product testis-expressed sequence 13B protein-like. NCBI's taxonomy places the organism in Eukaryota, Metazoa, Chordata, Mammalia, Primates, Indriidae. Bases 1 to 1062 code for a protein of 353 amino acids. The transcript has a single exon. The record is from RefSeq and is a predicted model, not a curated record.
AUGGCCUUUGACUUUGGGGACCGCAGGAGCGGCUUCUGCCACAGAGAGGUGGUCACGUUCAUCAACGAAGAGGUGCUCAAUAAUGGCGGCAGCCCAGACUUCUACCUCAGCUUCCGCUCGCGGCCGUGGAACGAGAUAGAGGACGGCCUGUGCGCCAUCCUCACCGAUCCACAAGUGCCGCGCGCCACCAAGCGGGCCUGUGCUUGGAGUGCGCUGGCCCUGAGCGCGCGAGUGGUCGCGAGGCAGCCGGAGCAGCAGGCACGCCAGGCCCGGUGGCUGCGGGAACAGAUCGAGGGGCACGAUGACGCCAACCGGGCUUUGGCCUCCGACCUGCAGCGGGUGCGCCAGGAGCGUGACGAGGUGGUCUUGCAGUUGCGUCGCGCGCGAGACGACCUGCAGAAGGUGCUGUACGAACGUGACAUGCUGUACUGGCAGCUGCUCCAGGCGGAAAGAUCUGCCCAGGCCGACACGCUGACCCAGGACGAAGAACAGCAGAGUGAGACACUGGCCGCAGGGUCACAGGGUGGGCAGGUUGCGUUGUCCCUGACGGGGGGGGCCCAGAUACCAUCCGCGACAGAUGUGCAUUAUCAACCAGGACCCCCUAGUCCUUGGGUACAGGUUGUUCAACCCCCUAAGCCAAUGCCAUUCCCCGCACCAUUCCCCGCGCCAUACCCAGUAGCAUUCCCGUACUUACCACCUUCCCCACUUAGCGUACUCUCGGAAGGGGAAGCGGUGGCAGGUGUUUCAGUCCCACCCCAGUUGCCUAUUGGGUAUAUCUACCCACCUGGCCCGCAGUCGGCUGCAGUGGCGUCCCGGGAGGAAAUAGACUCCCAGAGGGCCCAGAGGAGCCAAAGUGAGGGGGAAGGUCCUGUGAGGCCUCCUGGGUUGGCCCCCCCGAUUGACAGAAGGAGCCAAGUCCAGGAGGACAGUGCUGUGAGGCCCCGUUUCAGAAACCUCUCUGAGCACAGCUUGGACCAAGGAGACUCAAGGAAGCAACAACCUCUGGUACAGAUGGCCAAACUGCCAAAAGGUAAGAAAGACUUUGAAUCCCAGCAGGAGUAG